Molecule: messenger RNA, 4878 nt
Organism: Microsporum canis CBS 113480
Lineage: Eukaryota; Fungi; Ascomycota; Eurotiomycetes; Onygenales; Arthrodermataceae
Product: polymerase zeta subunit
Exons: 3
Coding region: 1-4878 (1625 amino acids)
Biological process (GO): double-strand break repair via homologous recombination; error-prone translesion synthesis
Cellular component (GO): zeta DNA polymerase complex; nucleus
Molecular function (GO): DNA-directed DNA polymerase activity; DNA binding; nucleotide binding
Source: RefSeq, a predicted model, not a curated record
AUGGCGGCCUUUCGCGUCUUACUCAACUGCGUCGACCACUACCAGGCCACCCCGACAGGCCUUGACCCUCAGUUUCCAUCAGAUGACAGCGGCCCUGAUGUGAAAUCGAAAUCAUUAAAGGUUCCAAUAAUCCGGGUUUUCGGGGCUACGGAGACUGGGCAGAAAGGGGGACUUGGCUCCCGGAGAAGGUACUUCUUCAAAGUAUACUUGUUAAAUCCACUGCAUAUGACACGGCUCGCGGAUCUUCUUAUGCAAGGGGCUGUGAUGAAACGUGUCCUGCAACCAUAUGAAAGCCAUUUGCAGUUUGUUCCUCAAUGGAUGUGUGAUUACAAUUUACAUGGAUGCGAUUAUAUCAACUGCUCCAAGGUUAAAUUUCGUUCCCCGGUACCCCGCUACUCUGAUCUUGAGAAUCCGGACCAUAUCUGGCAUAAUGAAUCAAUUAUGCCACGACAGAUAGCUGACGCUACGGAGUUCCCAAGGCAGAGCCACUGUGCCCUAGAAGUGGAUAUCCAUGUCCAGGAUAUUUUAAAUCGUAAUGAUAUCAAGCAAAGGGAAAUACAUCAUGACUCUGUGGUAGAGGGCGAUAAGAGUUCGUUUGCUGAGAAGCUGGUGCCAAGCUUGAGAGGUCUCUGGAAAGAUGAAGAGCGAAGAAGAAGAAUUAAGAUGGGCUUAACUGAUGCUGGCAGCAGCCCGUUUUCUCAACAAGACCUAGUUCCGAUGUCUUCUAAUCCGCAGCAAAUGUUUCCAGAUAGCUGGAUACACGAACAAGAGUUCCGUGAACAGGUGGAGGCUAUUGUGACAGAAGAGCGAAGGACAAGUGGUAAAUCACCGACACCAGACGAUUUCAUCCACCGUCCCGAGUUUCAAGAAUUGGUAAAAACCGCUCUAGAAAGUGUCCAGGAGCUAUAUCCGCAGAACCUGUUAGGCUCACAGGCAGACGGGACCCAGUCUCAAAUCAGCACAGAUGCCAAUAAUGGCAAUGUUGAAGUUGAUGAGAAGCAAAUUGACUCUUUUGGAUUGGAUAUGAUUUUUGGUCAAGAUGAUAUGGACGAUUCAUUUUCCCAGGAAUCCCAGGAAUGGAUGUCGCAGCAGCAUCAUGAUGAUAGAAAGAACAUUGAAAAUGAUGAGGUUGCAGCAGAUGAUAGAGCUUCAUCCUUAUACUCGAGAGAAAUGGGUCACAGAGGGCCUUUGGAUACCAAGAUAUCCUUACCAUCUUCUCAAUUCGAAGAAUUUGGUAUUCGAAAGGCAUCAGAUCCGAUCAAUAGCGAAGACAAUAUGUUUGAAAUCGACCCUGAAUUCCUAAGCGCAAUGUCCCCUGAGCCUAGGAAACGAGUCCGGGCUAAGGAAUAUGCUCCAGGACAAUCUAGUAAAAAGAAGGCCAAGGUGACUGAAUUGUUGCCCGCGAAAACGGGUGAACCAAACCCCCAAGUGUUAAUUGAGGAGUACAAUUACCUUCUCGAAGCUAUGAGCAGCCCAUCUAUCUCCUCCCAAAAUCCAAAAGUGGCGGGUGGACACAGCACGCGUCUUUCUUUUCCUGUAGUUAAGGAUCCAACUAACCCAGCUACUGUACUGAGAAUGAGCCAGCAGAGUCAACUGUUAAAACAAACACAGCGAGGCGUGAAAGGACAAGACGCCCCUUCCGAUGGAGACACUUCUCAAGGCAGUGGAAUAGUUCCUCUUAGUGGAAUGGAGAGUCAACCCGCUACUGUUAAACCAAAGGGUAGCGCCACAACAACCGUACUAUAUACCCAGUCAAUCCAACUCUCCCAAAAUGGUAAUGCCUAUAGUUUUGUCCCACAGUGCCCAUUACCUUCAUCUGUCCGCAAAACUAUUUCGGAUGACUCCAGACCUAGCAUCAUCUACCAAGGCGCUUAUUAUAGCAAUGAUAAUGAUGUUAUUGAGCGUGCACGCGAGUAUGCUGGUAGAGAAUUCAAACUUGAAAGCGAUACACUCCCCUUUCUACCGAUGUUUGAUCCUACAGGCAAUUCUCCAGCAAUGUUUGGAGAGAAACCUCCCCUUUUACUGGAUCGAAUAAAUUUUGAAACCCAAAAUAGAAAGUUGCGCAGUUCUUGCACGUUACGAACUUGGGAAUUUGCAUCGAGACCGCCAACCCCGGCCGAUGUUAUUGGUUGGUUCAAAGGGGCUAAUUCCCGGAAAGAUCAAUCGAAUUAUACUUCCGCAGAUACGACCCCUCAGGAAUAUACUGUUUCUCAAAUUGAUGCUCCCACUCAAUGUAAUAAGCAUGGUUUUAAGUAUUCUCAGAGAGUCAAAUCAUCUACAAUACAACACCAAGCUAGUUAUAUGAGUGUAAUGAGCUUGGAGGUUCAUGUCAACACUCGUGGUUCGUUGGCUCCAAACCCGGAACAGGAUGAAGUUGCUUGCGUAUUCUGGUCAUUUAUAUCCGAGGACGAUGGUCGACACCGUGGCAUCGUCGCUCUCUCAGAAUAUGGUGACCUAUCUUCAAGGCUUAAACCCGAACCUGAAGUAGAAUUUCAUGAGGAUAUAUCUGAACUUGACCUCAUUAACCGAAUUAUUGGUGUUGUUAGAUAUUAUGACCCCGAUAUAUUGACAGGAUAUGAGAUUCAUAACGGUUCCUGGGGCUACUUGAUCGAACGGGCAAGAAAAUGCUAUGAUUAUGACCUCUGUGACGAGUUCUCGAGGGUUAAAUCGCAAUCUCAUGGACGUAUUGGUAGGGAGGCAGAUAGAUGGGGCUUCAACCAUACCUCCACUAUUCGCAUCACUGGAAGACAUAUGAUUAAUAUAUGGAGAGCCAUGAGAGGGGAACUCAACUUACUCCAAUACACAUUGGAAAAUGUGACUUUCCAUUUACUUCAUAAAAGGAUUCCGCAUUAUCCCUUUGAAGAUUUAACAAAAUGGUUCAAAAGUGACAGACCCAGGGAUGUUGCUAAAACACUACAGUAUUUUUCAUUGAGGGUUGACCUUAAUUUACAAAUACUCGAGGCAAACGAAUUGAUUUCAAGGACAAGCGAACAAGCUAGAAUUCUUGGUAUUGACUUUUAUUCCGUGUUUUCCAGGGGCUCCCAGUUCAAAGUGGAAUCUCUAAUGUUCCGCAUUGCUAAGCCGGAAAACUUCAUUCUAAUCUCUCCUAGUAGGAAGCAAGUCGGCCAGCAAAAUGCACUGGAAUGUCUCCCUUUAGUCAUGGAGCCCCAAAGUGACUUUUAUACCAGCCCUUUACUUGUGUUGGAUUUUCAGUCUCUCUACCCAAGUAUUAUGAUCGCCUAUAACUACUGCUAUUCCACAAAUUUGGGCAGGAUCGUUAGCUGGCGGGGUCGAAAUAAAAUGGGAAUUACGGACUAUGAAAGAGAGCCUGGCUUACUGGGACUAUUGAAGGAUCAGAUUAACAUUGCGCCAAAUGGAAUUAUUUAUGCAAAGCAAGAUGUUCGGAAAUCGCUGCUUGCCAAAAUGCUUACCGAAAUACUAGAAACACGGGUGAUGAUUAAGAAUGGGAUGAAAGAGGACAAGGAUGACAAGCCCCUACAGCGCCUGCUGAAUAAUAGGCAGCUAGCACUUAAGUUGAUUGCAAACGUUACUUAUGGUUAUACAUCUGCUUCGUUCUCUGGCAGAAUGCCCUGUUCGGAAAUUGCGGACAGCAUUGUCCAAACAGCCAGGGAGACCCUUGAAAAGGCGAUUGCACUCAUCCACUCAGUGAAACGAUGGGGUGCUGAAGUUGUCUAUGGAGAUACGGAUAGUCUGUUUAUUUAUUUAAAGGGUCGGACAAGAGCUGAGGCCUUUGACCUCGGGGAGGAGAUAGCGAAAACUAUAACAGAUUCAAACCCGCGACCAGUCAAGCUAAAGUUCGAAAAGGUCUAUCAUCCAUGCAUACUCCUCGCAAAAAAACGAUACGUUGGUUAUAAAUAUGAAUCUCGAAAUCAGCAAGAACCUGAUUUCGAUGCCAAGGGUAUUGAGACGGUUCGAAGAGACGGGACACCUGCAGAGCAGAAGAUUGAAGAAAAGGCGUUGAAGCUCCUGUUUGAAACUUCAGAUUUAAGCCGUGUCAAGGAAUACUUUCAGAAACAAUGCUCCAAGAUUAUGCAGGGCAAGGUGUCAAUUCAAGAUUUCUGCUUUGCAAAGGAGGUCAGAUUAGGAACAUAUAGCAACAAGGGGGCGCCUCCUCCUGGAGCGCUGAUAAGCGCAAAACGAAUGCUAGAAGACCCUAGGCUUGAGCCACAGUAUGGAGAGCGAGUGCCAUAUGUGGUUGUGUCGGGGGCCCCAGGCGCCCGCCUCAUUGAUCGCUGUUUUCCGCCAGACGUAUUACUACAGAAUCCUCAGCUAGAGCUUGAUGCGGAAUACUAUAUUUCCAAGAACAUUAUUCCACCGCUGGAGAGGAUUUUUAAUUUGGUUGGUGCAAAUGUUCGACAAUGGUAUGAUGAAAUGCCGAAAUACCAACGCAUGCGGCGCACAGAGGGGUCGUUAAACGCUCCAUCUGGGCGGCCUGGCCAGGACGGCAAUACUACAAUGUUUAAGAAAACUCUAGAGUGCUAUAUGAGAUCAUCAUCCUGUGUUGUCUGUCGCAACAAGUUAAACAUUGAAGAACAACGGCAACAGAAUCGACAACCAAUAUGCAACGUCUGUCUCCGGACACAACCCCAUAUUUCACUUCUGAAACUUGAAUAUCGAAUGCAUGACUCGGAGAGAAAGGUAGCCAACCUGCAAGACGUAUGUCGUUCUUGUAUGGGCGUCGGAUGGGGGGAGGAAGUCAAAUGUGAUAGUAAGGAUUGCCCAGUAUUUUACUCCCGGAUGAGGCAGACUUCUGAGCUGAGGCAUACCCGAGCACUUCUUGAGCCAGUGCUUAGCAUCCUUAGUGAUGAGACUAAUGGCCUAGACGAAGUGGAUGGGUAUAACCCCUUAGCUUGGUGA